Molecule: messenger RNA, 590 nt
Organism: Acanthoscelides obtectus
Lineage: Eukaryota; Metazoa; Arthropoda; Insecta; Coleoptera; Chrysomelidae
Source: the annotation of a GenBank genome assembly
AUGCAGCAUCACCGACUAUAUUUGAAAAUCGUUUGCACGCCGCGACCACGCAGCACGCGGCGAAAAGGCAGUCUUGCUACGCCGGUUGAUCAGUUGAUCUGUUUUACCUACGAAAGGCACGUUCCCGAAUUCGAUUUAAAUAGGUUGUUGUUGUGGAAUUUACGCGGUUGUGCGAAGAAAAAUUCUUCUGAGUUCUACCGUGAAAGGCAUUUUACUGGUUGUAAAGCCGAUUUACAAUUUAUGACAUUAAAAUAAACCACGAGAAGAUCAAGAACUUCGUGCAAAUACUGACUGCGGGCCAGGCAAGAGACAGACACUCAAGAAAGCUGAACAUCCAAAAGUGGAAGAAGGUUUGUACAUGUGGUUUCUUCAGGAAAGAAAUAGGCUUGCACCAAUUUCAGGACCCAUGUUGGCCAUGAAAGCUAAGUUUUUUAUAAGGAAAUAACAAAAAAGAUGAUUUUGUGGCUAGCAAAGGAUGGCUAGAACGUUUUAAAAGUCGUCAUGGCAUACGUUUAAUGACUACUACAGGAGAGAAACUUUCUAACGAUACCAUCUGCAUAGAGCCCUUUAAAUUAAGAUUUUUGCAAAAG